AUGGGCAACGAGGAAGGCGACUCGAGCGGCGACGAGCUCGUCGAGGUCGACGCGCUCGAAGAGUCCGACGACGACUUCGCGUACGAGGAGAUCGACAUCGACGAAGAUGACCCGCUCCUGCUGGCGGAGGAGGACGACUUCGACUCGGCGCUCAGGUCGCUGGCGGGUCUGGGCGGGAGCCUGGUCGGCGCCAAGGACACCGGCCCGCCGGACGUCGCUCCGGGAGAGGUUGUCAAGAAGCCGGAGGUGAUGGACGACUUCGUCCGCAACUUCCUGGUCAAGAUGGGCAUGACGUCGACGCUGGAGAAGUUCGAGGCCGAGUGGUACGAGCUGGAGGCAACCGGCAGGCUCAACAUGGAGGGCAUGCCCCAGGUCCCCGACGUCUACAACACGAACCAGGAGCUAAACGGCACGGUGAUGUCGCUCAAGCGCGAGCUCCAGAACGCCAAGCAGGUGGCGCACAAGGCCCAGUCCACGUGGGACAAGUUUCGUAAGGAGCGCGACUUCCACAGGCUGCACCACAAGCGCAUCGGGCAGGAGAAGAACAAGCUCCUCGACGACAUCAAGAAGCUCCGCAAGCACUACGCUCAGUACGAACCGACCAUCAAGGAGCUCAAGCGAAAGUACGAGCUAGCGAUGAAGGAGAAGAUGCUGGUGCGGAUAGAUCGCGAUCGCAUGGCGGACAAGCUCGAGCAGUUCGAAAUCGAGCAAGAGAAGAAGGAGAAGGAGGCGAAGAAGGCUGAGCGGGCCCGGCAGAAAGCCGCAGAGAAGGCUGAGAGCGCUCGAAAGAAGAAGGAGGAGGAGGCUGCGGCGAUCCAAGCCGCGGCCAAGGCUGGCGGCGCCGCGGCCAAAGCCGCGCAGCAGGCGGCAGCCUCUCCGGGGGUUCAGAUGGCGCCGAAGGGACGGGUGUUCGAGGAGGAGAAGCCCGAGCCCUGCCCGGUGGAGAACUUCAACCUGAACAAGACGUUCAAGGGGCACCAGAUGUCGGUGUCCAACCUCGCGCUUCACCCGCGAAAGGCCAUCAUCGCGACGGCGUCUGACGACGCCACGUGGAAGAUGUGGGACAUUCCCUCGGGGGAUCUCAUCAUGAGCGGCGACGGACACAGGGACUGGGUCGCGGGCGUGGACUUCCACCCCGCCGGUACGCACCUCGCGUCGGCGUCGGGCGAUUGCACCGUGAAGGUUUGGGACUUUGCGCAGAAGCGAUGCACGAUUACGUUUGCGGAGCACACGCAGGCUGUGUGGAACGCGGCUUUCCACGAGUCCGGGGACUACAUCGCGUCGUGCUCGCUGGAUCACAGCGUGCGUUUGUGGGACCUGACUUCCGCCAAGUGCAGGCUGGCGUUCCGCGGGCACGUGGACAGCGUCAACGAGGUGUGCUGGCAACCCACCACGAACAACUUCGCCACCGGCUCCUCGGACAAGACGGUUUCCCUCUGGGACAUGCGGUCGGGCCUGUGCGCUCAGACGCUUUACGGGCAUCUCAACAGCGUGAACCACCUGUGCUUCAGCACCGACGGCGACGUCAUCGUCUCCUGCGACGCUGACGGCAUGGUAAAGCUCUGGGACGUUCGCAUGGUUGCGGAGAUUCUCUCGGUGGACUGCGGGCCGCACCCGGCGAAUAAGGUUGCUUUCGACAGGGCGUCUGAGACGGUUGCGGUGGCGAGCGACGACGGGACGGUGAAGUGCUUCAACGCGGCGGACGGGGACAUGGUGGCUGAGCUGAGGGGGCACGAGGAUGCCGUGCAGGGGGUGCUCUUCGACCCCUACGGAAAGUACGUCAUCUCGUGCGGUUCGGACGCCACCUUCAGGCUCUGGGCGUGACGAGUGAACUGGCAACAAAUCAUCUCGAAGGAUCAAUUCGCCUCGGUU
Messenger RNA from Micromonas commoda, 1872 nucleotides. It is a transcript of the gene PF20, whose product is annotated as flagellar WD repeat protein PF20. The transcript has 2 exons. NCBI's taxonomy places the organism in Eukaryota, Viridiplantae, Chlorophyta, Mamiellophyceae, Mamiellales, Mamiellaceae. The record is from RefSeq and is a predicted model, not a curated record. Bases 1 to 1824 code for a protein of 607 amino acids. Gene Ontology annotation, molecular function: protein binding.